GUCUACUUCAGUUGUAACAAUAAUAUCCUAGAAGUAAAAAGCAUGAAUAUCAAUACUGUUAAAACAUUACUAAAAAUUUUGCCUGAAGAGCUUUAUGUUCAAGAACAAAAAAGAGUGAAUUCGAAAAAUUCUGUCGAUUUAAAAAUUUUGUGCAGCCUAUUAAAACAAAAAGGCCAUGGUAUUGAUAUGACGAUAGUGGAAAAUUUCUUAAAAACAAAAACCAUCGAAGACAACAAACGGGAAAAUGACAGAGUGAGGCAAGUAAUUUUCAAAUGUUUAACAGUUAUAUUUCAAAAAACAAAUCAAGACGAGAGGUUCCAUCAUUUCCAUGAACUUUUACAACUCAUCUACCAUAACAUCAGUCAAAAAUUGUUAGAACUAAAAGCAGUAGAGUCUCUGAUAACUGAAGAAGAAUAUAAGAAGAUAGUAAGGUACUUAAUUCCUUUCGUAAAAUUAGAAAUAAUAUUAGAAAUUUUCGCUACAAAGGAUAGAAGUCUAAGUUACUCUAAAGAUGUGAUAGUUUUGAUUGAAGAGUUGGUAGAGUAUUUGAAACAACCGUUUCUUUUACGGGAAGACGUCUAUGAGAUCGCGAAAAACACAUUACCUGAUACUGAUAACAAUUCCAAAGUUACAGGAUACCGUUUAAAAACAAUGAAGGACUGUGAAGGGUAUUUAAGUGAAUAUGCUAAACUAGAAAUCUCGAUUGAUAAAAAAUGUGUCUAUAGGUAUUUUAUUAAAUUCCUACCGAAGAAACCAAAUAAUCUACAUGAAGUUCUCACCAAACCUUCAUUCAACAAAGAGCUUUUAUUUUACAAAGUGUUCAUUCCAACGUUAAAGCAACUGGGUGUAGUUCAUUUGGACUUCUUGCCUGAAUGUUCUAUGGUGGGUGAAGACUUUAUUGUAUUAAAAGAUCUUGCAGUUGAAGGGUACUCUUCUAUUGACACAUGUUGCUAUGAGUAUAAUCACUUAUUAUUAGCUAUUAGACAGCUGGCAAAAAUGCAUUCCUUGUCUAUCAUUUUUGAAGAAAAAAUAAGCCGAAUACUCGGCGAAAAGGUAGAAAUAGACCAAUGCUUUCCAGGUGUGGUGAUUGAGAGUCAGUUUCUUCGACAUGAGUUAACAGAAGCCCACAUUCACCAUGCUGCGUGUGUUUUGAAGAGAUAUCCACAUUUAGUUAUUAAGAGUACUUCCUUAGAAGAACUUAAAAACAAGGCUGUUAAAAAGCUCAGUGAAAUCUACGAGGUUGUAACAAAAUCUAGACAGUACAGGAACGUUAUAACCCAUGGUGAUUUAUGGACCACCAACCUGUUUUACAAGACUAACUCAAAUAAGCAGCUAGAACACUGCGUUCUUCUAGAUUACCAGUUGAUGAGGUAUGGUCCGCAAGCGUUAGAUAUACUAAUGCUAUUACAUGUAAAUUCUACAAAAGAAGUUAGGCAACAACACACGCAAGAUUUUCUCCAUUUCUACUAUUCCGCGCUCACGUCUAUCUUACACAAUUUUGAUAUCGAUCUAGAAAAAAUAUCUCCCUUUAGUGAUCUAGUGCAGAGUGUUCAGGAGUUAAAACUGUUUGGAGUAUUUGUAGGCACAUUCUUUAACAAUUUUGUAAGUUUACCCAAAGAAAAGUUCCACGAAAUUUUAAAGGAUCCCAAUAUUGACUUCUGGUGCAACCACAUACAGAGAGAAGAAGCUAUUCAAUCACUUUGGAAUGAGGUAGAUCCAGUGUGGAAGAAAAAAAUCGAAGAAAAUGCUGAAGACCUGGUUGAACUAUGUGAGAAGAUAUAAAAUAUUAUGUAUUUACUUUCUUCUUCUUCAGGUGCCAUCUCCGCUACGGAGGUUGGCAAUCAUCAUAGCUAUUUUAAUUUUUGAGGCAGUAGCUCUAAAUAGUUGUUUUGAGCUGCAUCCAAACCAUUCUCUCAGGUUCUUCAGCCAUGAAAUUCGUCUUCUGCCGAUGCUUCUUCUGCCAUCUAUCUUUCCCUGCAUUAUGAGUCGCAGGAUGCCAUACUUCUCGCCCCGCAUCACAUGUCCGAGGUACUGUAGUUUUCUUUCUUUAAUUGUCAGUUCAACUUCCUUCUCUUUACCUAUUCUUCUCAGUACUUCAUUGUUCGUAACUCUAUCUACCCAGGAAACCCUCAUAAUUCUUCUAU
Diabrotica virgifera virgifera (western corn rootworm) is the source of this 2144-nucleotide messenger RNA. RefSeq lists its product as uncharacterized. Bases 43 to 1782 code for a protein of 579 amino acids. The transcript has a single exon. NCBI's taxonomy places the organism in Eukaryota, Metazoa, Arthropoda, Insecta, Coleoptera, Chrysomelidae. The record is from RefSeq and is a predicted model, not a curated record.